This is a messenger RNA of Cynara cardunculus var. scolymus (artichoke), 2653 nucleotides long. Its product is annotated as inactive protein kinase SELMODRAFT_444075-like. NCBI's taxonomy places the organism in Eukaryota, Viridiplantae, Streptophyta, Magnoliopsida, Asterales, Asteraceae. Gene Ontology annotation, molecular function: ATP binding; protein kinase activity. The record is from RefSeq and is a predicted model, not a curated record. Bases 509 to 2494 code for a protein of 661 amino acids. Gene Ontology annotation, biological process: protein phosphorylation. The transcript has 9 exons.
CAGAAAAGGAGGACACCAUUGUCAUUACUUUAACCAUCAUGUCCCUUCAGGUUUUUGUUUUCUUUUGCUCACUUCACUUCCAUUUUAUGAUACCCUUCUGAAAUUGAUCCUUUCCUUUUGGUUCUUCUUCUUUUUUGUUGUUUUUACAACAUCUCUCUGUAAAAGAAACCCUGUUGUCCAAAUAAUGUGACCCGAUUCCCUUUUUUGCAGGCUUUCUUCAUCCCCACUUUGUUUUCUUUUGAUCCUUCUCUUUCCCCAUCAUGCGUUUCUUGUGAAUCUUAGUCCAAAAGUACUCAUGAUACCUUUUGGGCUCUGAUUUGGGAAAAAGUUACUACGUUUUAUUGUUUUAGAACUUCUUCAAAUGGAAUGCGUUGUAGGUGUUCGAUGAUUUGCUCAAAUGGGGAAAUUUUGGGUUCUUUCUUUUUGGGUGUUUCUUGCUGUUUUUCGGCACAGAGAUUGAAAGGGUAACUAGUUUUUUGAUAGUUUUCUUUGUUUACAUUCUUGGAAAAUGAUGAAGAGGCAAAAGAGUGGUACAGUUAGAGGUGGGUUAGAUCAUGUAGGAGAGAAAGUUGUGCUUAUUGCUGUGAAAGCAUCCAAAGAAAUUUCAAGAAAUGCUUUGAUUUGGGCUUUAGCUCAUGUUGUUCAACCUGGGGAUUGUGCUAAACUGCUGGUGGUCAUCCCUGCUCACACCUCAAGUCAUAAGUUAUGGAAUUUCUCGAAAUUCAACAGCGAUUGCACCACAGGGCAAUGGAAAUCUCUUUCGGGUGAUGUUAGGGAUCAGAAGGACUAUAUCACCGAAUCGUGCUCUCAGAUGAUGCUUCAACUCCAUAAUAUUUACGACUCAGAUAAGAUAAAGAUGAAGAUCAAAGUCGUUUCCGGCACCACGUGUGGAGUGGUGGCUGCUGAAGCAAAGAAAACCCAAACACAAUGGGUUGUUUUGGAUAGGAAACUGAAAAAAGAGGCGAAAGUAUGCAUCGAGGAGUUAGAAUGCAAUGUGGUUGUGAUGAAAAAGUCGCGGCCGAAAGUUCUCCGGCUCAAUUUGGUUGGAUCACCAACAAAAGAAGUCGGCGAAGGUUUAAGUUCUUGUUUAGAAGCACCUGCAGAGAGUUCCAAAGAAGAAGAAAGUAUUUGGAAUGCAACUAAAGUUCCAAAUGUGACCCCCGUAAGCAGUCCCGAACAUUCGUUGUUUUCCACAACGGAACACGGAACUUCUUCGUUAUCGAGCUUAGAUCUUGGGUUUUCUCCGUUUUUGGUAGCGGAUCAUGAUUGGGAUGUGAAAAAAGAUGAGUUUCUUGAUGAGUCUGAUUCCGAUACCGAUAGUGAGAAUCUGAGUUCAUCCCCAUCAACAAGCUUAUGUUCUCCAUGGAUGGCGGAUGCUUUUAGUUCUUCCGGGGAAUUCUCGAAGAUGGAAAGAAGUCCGAAAUUGUUAAAUGAACGAGCUUUGAUCAAUCCAAUCACGGAUGCACUCCGUUUAAAGUUCUCCGAGCUUGACCAUAGACUCGAAAAGGCAACCAAGAAUGUGAGGGAGACGAUCCCGUUAAGGAGACACGUGCCGCCUAAACCGCCGCCACUUUGUUCAAUCUGUCAGCAUAAAGCGCCCGUUUUUGGAAAACCUCCGAAAUGGUUCACGUUUUGCGAGCUUGAAGAUGCUACAGACGGGUUUUCUAAAGCUAAUUUCUUGGCGGAAGGCGGGUUUGGAUCGGUGCACCGAGGGGUUCUGAAAGAUGGUCGAAUGGUUGCUGUCAAACAGCAUAAGAUGGCUAGUUCUCAAGGCGAUAACGAGUUUUUCUCUGAAGUUGAGGUUUUAAGCUGCGCACAGCAUCGAAAUGUUGUGAUGCUGAUCGGAUUUUGCGUGGAGGAUGGCCGACGGUUGCUUGUUUACGAGUAUAUCUGCAACAGUUCUUUAGAUUCUCAUCUUUACGGGCACGAUCAUGGGCCGUUGGAGUGGUCCGCGAGACAAAAGAUCGCAGUUGGAGCUGCUCGAGGGCUACGAUAUCUUCACGAAGAAUGUCGAGUCGGUUGUAUCGUUCAUCGUGAUAUGCGGCCAAACAACAUUCUUCUAACUCAUGAUUUUGAAGCUUUGGUCGGAGAUUUUGGGCUUGCGAGGUGGCAACCGGACGGCGAAACUGGUGUGGAAACGAGAAUAAUUGGAACUUUCGGGUAUUUGGCUCCGGAAUACGCUCAGAGUGGCGAAAUUACCGAAAAGGCCGAUGUCUAUUCUUUCGGGGUCGUGUUGGUUGAGCUCAUUACUGGACGAAAAGCCGUUGAUAUAAACCGACCAAAGGGCCAACAAUACCUUACCGAAUGGGCUCGGCCAUUGCUCGAAGAGACUGCCAUCGCCGAGUUGAUGGACCCGCGGCUUAAACAAAGUUACUCGGAACCGGAGGUGCGAUGCAUGUCACAUUGUGCAUCGUUGUGCAUCCGUCGGGACCCACACUCACGACCUCGAAUGUCUCAGGUGCUUUGGAUGUUGGAAAAUAAUGAUAUCAAAUGAUCUCCGGCGACUCAGGUGUGAUUCCGGCGACCAUUAUCUGGCCGGAGCAAUAGUUGGAUCAUUGAAAAAGAAAUUACAUGCAUUUAUUGGAAUACUUGUACAUAUAUUCUUUAAUUUUUUAUUUAUUUUUCCUGUUUGAAAAUGGAAGAAAUUAAGCUA